AUGAAGAUGGACUGGUUUUCCUGCAACGGUUGCAUUUUGAUCACAAUCGAUGAUGCUAUGAUCCAAGCGACAGUGCCAUUCCAUCUACAACUAUGGCACUGCAAGCCUCACAUUGUCUACACCAACAUAUCUAUCAACGAGACAGUCAAGAUGUUUAUUGAAGAAAGGAAACGUGAAUCUGCUACAAAUAGUUCAGUCAAUGCAGAUGAAUGGAAACUUGAUGACAAUCAAAUCAAGUCGGCACUUAAGCUUUUGGAAUGUUUCGACAAAGAGGCUGUUGUCAAGAUCAUCCCUAUUCGCAAUCAGGUUGGUGUGCACGCCAUUGCGUUUAGUUUGAAAGAGAUAUUAGAUAGGUGGGGGGACCGUACAGAGGAGCUGGCAAUGGACUCAACUUGGAGAACUAACAAAGCUGGCUACAAGAUGUAUGGCUUUGUUGGAGAAGGAAAUGGCCAGUCGAUUCCUUUUGCAUUCCUUUUCACGACAUCAACAUUAGCCUGCAAAGAUGGAUACAAGAUUCAUAUGCUUACGGAUGUGCUCCAAUUCCUCAAGAUGUGUUGCCCCAAUAUCAUGUUCAUGCUUUCCGAUAAAGAGGUUGCAGAGAUCAAGGCCCGUCUGGGCAUACCUGUGGAAUUGCUGGUACCAUCCUAA
Mycena citricolor is the source of this 648-nucleotide messenger RNA. The record is from the annotation of a GenBank genome assembly. Lineage: Eukaryota; Fungi; Basidiomycota; Agaricomycetes; Agaricales; Mycenaceae.